AUGAGUAGUGACAGGGAUUCUCAGUCAGACUUUUUUUCUGAUGAAGAGUCUGAUGAGGAGCAUAAAGUAUAUUUGAAAUCCAAGGGGAAAAAUUUGUAUAUGUACGCAACAAGUACUGAAGAACAAGACUCAAACUUUGAAGAUGAGGAUGAUGAUGAGGAGGAGGAAGCUGAAAAGGGUUUCAACAACAAUGCGGGGGGCAAUGACAACGGCAACAAAGAUGAAACUAAUAGGGAAAAGAAUACGCUGAACACACAGCUGGACGAGAUACAGCAUGAUCAAGAAGAUGACAACAACAACAAUAAAGUUACCACCACCACAAUCAAUAAGAAGCUAAAAAAACUCACUCCCAAAGAAUUAGAAAAAGAGCAAAAACGAAUCAAAAAGACUGGCGUUUGUUAUCUAUCGAAAAUCCCACCCUACAUGAAACCUUCCAAAUUACGAUCAGUUUUAUCGCGAUUUGGUUCCAUUGACCGUAUUUUUCUCAAACCAGAAGAUGCUUCAAUAUACCAUAAACGAGUCAAAUAUGGAGGCAACAAAAAGAAAAGAUUUACUGAAGGGUGGGUGGAAUUCGUGAACAAGAAGGAUGCUAAAUUGUGUGCUCAAACUUUGAAUGGAAAUAAAUUGGGUGGUAAAAAGACUUCAUAUUAUUAUGAUGAUAUCAUAAAUAUCAAAUACUUGAAAAGUUUCAAAUGGAUGGAUUUGACACAACAAAUUGCCAAGGAGAAUGAAAUUAGACAAGCUAAAUUGGCAUUGGAUUUAUCACAACAACAGAAAUUCAACAAGGCAUUUGUCCAUAACGUUGAACAACAGAAGAUGAUUCAAGGUAUCAAGAGAAAGAGGGACGCAAAGGACAAUGGAAAGGAAUAUGACGAAAGUGGAGAAGCAUCUAUCACUGCUAGUUCUUCUGCCAAAGCUUCUAACGAAGAUAAAUUGAGGAGACAGUUCAAACAACGGAAAGUGACAAGUACAAGAAGUGAUGCUUCAAAUGAGCUAAAACAAAAGUCAACGCCCAAUGAUAAAUUGAGCAAUGUUUUAUCAAAAGUUCUUUAA
Molecule: messenger RNA, 1053 nt
Organism: Lodderomyces parapsilosis
Lineage: Eukaryota; Fungi; Ascomycota; Pichiomycetes; Serinales; Debaryomycetaceae
Product: RNA-binding ATPase activator
Exons: 1
Coding region: 1-1053 (350 amino acids)
Biological process (GO): endonucleolytic cleavage to generate mature 5'-end of SSU-rRNA from (SSU-rRNA, 5.8S rRNA, LSU-rRNA); small-subunit processome assembly; endonucleolytic cleavage in 5'-ETS of tricistronic rRNA transcript (SSU-rRNA, 5.8S rRNA, LSU-rRNA)
Cellular component (GO): nucleolus
Molecular function (GO): RNA binding
Source: RefSeq, a predicted model, not a curated record